Molecule: messenger RNA, 204 nt
Organism: Plasmopara halstedii
Lineage: Eukaryota; Oomycota; Peronosporomycetes; Peronosporales; Peronosporaceae
Exons: 2
Coding region: 1-204 (67 amino acids)
Source: RefSeq, a predicted model, not a curated record
AUGCCGCUUACGUGUGAGCUGGUUCUGCGCUCAUUAGUGCGGCUCACGCCGAUGGGCUUACCUCAUUUUGUGGGCAAUUUUCAACACUCGAGAGGGGGCAGAACUCUUCAAACAUUUGAUGUCGGUCUUUUUGGACAACUGGUUGAACGUGUACGCGAUGCAAUGGCUCAAGCCGAACGUAAAAUUGUUUUCUUACAUAAAUGA